Molecule: messenger RNA, 5069 nt
Organism: Leptinotarsa decemlineata (Colorado potato beetle)
Lineage: Eukaryota; Metazoa; Arthropoda; Insecta; Coleoptera; Chrysomelidae
Cellular component (GO): cytoskeleton
Source: RefSeq, a predicted model, not a curated record
GAAUAAUGGAACAGAAGCUGGCAUGGUCGGUUCAGAGUGACACCAACAGCGCGGCCAUCAACCGAUUGGAAGGAGAGGUCGAGGAGCAGCGCCAGCUGCGGUUGAACGACGCCAAGCAGGUGGAAGCCAAAGCGGCCCGCAUCAAGGAGUGGGUGACUAACAAGCUCAAAGAGUUGGAGAUACAGAACCAGACGCUCAGGGAGCAGAACAUCAAAUGCAACCAACAACUCGAGCUACUCAAGAACCAUCUGGCACUGGCCGAUAGGAGGAGAUCGGAGAGCAGUUCACCCGAGGGAAGGCAAGUCAGGCAGUUUCCACAAUCGAGUUACUCACGCAGCCAGAAACACCGCAGGCACCAGUCCGUCUGUCUGUCGACCAACACUAAUUUUGAGCCGGUGAUUCCCAGCACGCUCGUAACUAGCGUCAACUUUGGUACCAGCACGUCCAGCAUGGAUCCUUUGACGGACGAGCUCAGGGCCGCCGUGGAUAAUCUGAGCAUCGGGAGAAUUCCCAGUAGCAGCGCUAGCGAUCCUGAUUUGGCUCAUGAUUAUGCCGAGAUCUACACGCCCAGUAGAGAGAAAGUGGCCUGGCCCAGAGCACCGACGCCUCCUUUGCAUAGGUUUCCCAGCUGGGAGGAUAGAAUAUAUCAGGUUGCAGCAGACGGAUUAACCUUAACAGGUACUACACCAAGUGAUCUGGGGCCAGAACAAGCGGGUUACCAAGACAUUCCUGUUCCAGUUUACACCAACGUCAAAGGUCGAGCUAGCCAAAUUCGCUCUAUGCCAUUCACUGGAGAUUCUUCAGAUGACUCGAGUGAUGGAGAGGGAAACAACACAAUGCCUGUGGAUGGUAACAAUACUCAUAGCAGGAGUUCGGGUGAAACUUCUGGUUCUAGUCCUGGAAAAAGAACAGCAUCCAGCAGUAGUGGUUCACCAAGCAAAAGUAAAACUAGAGGUGUUUCAGAUACCUCUUUUGAGUCCGGAAUGUCUGACGACUAUGCUGUUCCUCCAGAUGCUAUCAGUUGCGAUACCACCAGCUUAGAAUCUUCAAUGCUUCUUAGGGCUUCGACGUAUUUAGACAGCCCAAAACGAAUAGAAAGUUUAGAGAAGAGCGGGUCUUUAGCAAAAUUAGGGGGUAAAUUGAAGACUUGGAGAAAGAAGUGGUUUGUGUUAAAGAACGGCGUCCUAACUUAUUAUAAGACUCAAAACGAUAUCAAUAGGAAACCGCAAGGUCAAAUAGUUUUAGAUGAAAUAUGUAAAAUAACCCGAGCAGAAGGCUCCAACACUUUCGAAAUCGACACAGGAAAAAAGACUUACUACUUGACUGCCGAUUCUAUAUCAGCAAUGGAAGACUGGGUUAGAAUAUUGCAAAACGUACAACGAAGAAAUGCAACAAAAUUACUACUGAGUAGAGAUGAAAAUAAACCGAUACUCCAAGGCGUUCUUAAGAAAGUCAAAAAUGGAAUACCAAGAGAAUGCUGGUGUGUUCUCAUUGGAAAAAUGUUCUUGUAUUUCAAAAAAUCCACUGAUCAGACCCCACAUGGUCAAAUCAAUAUGAGAGAUGCAAAAGUGGAAGAAAUAGAGCACUUGUCUGAUUCCGACUCCGAAGAACAUGACACGGAACAACCGAAAUUCACUGUGGGGAUUUUUCCGAGCAAUCAGGCUCCAACAUAUCUCCAUUUCACGGGAAAACAGGAAAAAGAUUCCUGGUUAUACCACCUGACCGUAGCCAGUGGGGGUGGUCCAAGCAGCGGUACCCAAUACGAGCAACUCAUCCACAAGCUCAUGGAAGUCGAUGGUGAUCCAAAUUGUGUCUUAUGGAGACACCCUGUACUGUUACAUGUGCCUUGUACCAAAGAUGGUGCGGUACCAUCGUAUUUUCCACUCACAAGUCUAACCACUGACUGCCUACAGGCUGAAGCCAUCAAGCUUUUCAAGUGUCUCCAGCUCUUCAUAUCGGCAGCCGUGGAUCAAGCAGGUAUUGACUAUCACGUGGUUCUAGCACAGAAUGCCUUGCAGCAAUGCCUGGAUAUGCCCGAGCUUCAGACGGAAUUGAUCAGUGCACUCGUCAAACAAACCAGCAAAAGUGCCCCUUUACCAAAGUUAGGAGUGCAGGUAUCCACACAAAAAUUGUUAAAAAAGAGCCAACUGCUCCUUUGCGCUACGCAAAGCCUUUUUACGUGCGAAACUGCAACGCCCAGUAUAAAUAGCACGGUAUCUGACCAACAAAUCGCGUUGUCCAAUAUACAGGCGUCGCAGGAGGACAAGUACAAGGAGCACAAGGAGUGCUAUAAAGACCACAAGGACCACAAGGGGCCGCCAUUGUUCACGCUGCUGCAGGGAUGGCAGUUGUUGGCUCUAGCCGUUAGUCUUUUCGUUCCGAAGAAUUCGAUGAUUUUGUGGUUUCUGAAGCUACAUUUGCAGAGGAACGCAGAGAAUCGAACAGAGUGUGGGAAGUAUGCAGCCUAUUGCGAAAGGGCGCUAGAGAGGACGAUACUUGCAGGUGGUCGAGAACUGAAACCGUCCCGCAUGGAAGUCCUCAGCAUCCUCUUGAAAAACCCACAGCACCACGCACUGCCACAUUCGAUGCCCGUCCACCUUCUUAACGGAACCUACCAUAUCACUAGCUUCGACGGCUCAACGUCCAUCAAGGAAUUCCAGGACUCCCUCGCCCACGAAAUCGGCUGCCGUACCAACAACGGCUUCGCAAUCUUUAGUGACGACCCCAUCGAGAAGGACCUCGAACACACUCUGGAUCCGAACGCGAAGCUGUGCGACCUGAUCUCUAAAUGGGAGAUCGCCCUCAGAGAGAAGGGGAUGGGGAAAUUCGAGAACAGCAAAGUUAUAAGACUGACUUACAAAAACAGGCUGUGGUGGAAGAACUGCGCCAAGUUGGAGACUGAGAAGGAGAGGUUGCUACUGUGCUACCAAGUGAACAAGCAGAUCGUCAGCGGAAGGUUCCCGGUGACCAGGGAAGCUGCGCUGGAGUUUGCUUCCCUCAUGGCUCAGCUAGACAUGGGAGACUGCUCUCUGAUCUCCAACAAGAGCACCAACAAUUCCCUCAGCAAGGAGGGGAUUUCCAACCUACACCGUAGUCCGAAAUCAACUGCAAACGGUACGCUCAGUCCACCGUCUUCCUUGCAAAACUCGAGUACUCUCAACGCUUUGAACAACGUUCAUGGCAUUCUGACUGCACAUUCGAAUCAGGCGUUGAACGCUAUCGACAAGUUCUAUCCCUAUAGGUAUAGGGAUCAGUUGAAUCAGGAGGGAUUGGCGGAACUUCAGGCGAAACUGAUGGCUAAGUGGAGGGCUCUGAAGGGCAAGGCGCAGUCGGAUUGCGUCAGGGCGUAUUUGAAUUCUACGAGGAAGUGGCCGUAUUUUGGAGCUAGCUUGUUCCAGGCUAAGCUCAGACAGCAAGAUUCCCCCAUGAUAUGGUUGGCAGUCAACGAAGACGCCAUAACAGUUCUAGAUCUGGCCACCAUGCAACAACGGAUGCGCUACGCCUACACCAACGUUUUAACUUUCGGUGGCUGCCAAGAAGACUUCAUGCUCGUCGUCACCCAAAACGAUCAACAACCCUCGCAAAAGCUGAUCUUCUCGCUGAGCAAACCCAAAAUCCUCGAACUCACCCUGUUGAUUGCAGACUACAUGAACCUCCUGCUGAACAACCCCGGUACGCCGCUUCUAGGAACGCUCAGUAGAGGGACGAUGGUGUCCGUUAACCAGUCUGUCGUCAAUCAGUCGAUGACCAAUCAGAGCCAGCCGGAUAUUCUGAAGUCGACUCCUGAUCACGGCGUACAGCGGUCCGAUUCGAAACGUAGGACUCAUGUCGACUCGGGACUAGCGUGAUACCGCAGCGAUUGUGUCAGCUGUGAAAAAGUGUAAGGGUCUUUCAUUUUAGGGUUAGGAUUCGGGCGAUGGAGUUUUCAAAUUUUCGCCAGAUCGGUUGAUAGUUUUAGUAAGUAGCAAAAUCAUGUGAUAUUAUGUAUUUCAACUGCAAAUGUCAAUAGUCUUCUGAAUACAGCAAAGCUUAUUCACUUGCACAGAGAAAUAGAGACAUAACUUCGCACAACAAUUUGAAAAGCAUCACGUGUAUGUAACCGCCAAUUGGUCUGGUCUGGUUUGUUUCUCGCUAAGUCAGUGUUGUUGUUUUCAUCACUUUCAUUUUAGAUCUACCACUGUUAUGAAAAAAAAAAUGUUUACCAACAAGGUUUGCAUUCAAGUGACCAGAGGUUACAGAAGCAGGAAAUUAACGAUUAAAUAGAAAGAUGAAUCAUCUCACCUGUUAUUUUUGCAUAAAAAUAUACAAAUAGGAUAGUUUUAUUUAUACUAUGUAUUCAUACUAUGUGUUCAUUUUGUGGAAAUUCAUGAUCACUUUGAAAAAUGAACAAACACUGUUUUUUUUAUUUUUUGACCGGUGUCGGGUUUUAUCCCUUUAUCGAGUAUAAAACCAACUAACUUAGUUAGUUGGUUUUAUAAUAGUUGAUAAUAGAUACUGAGUUGAUAGAUGAUAAAGUGAGACUAUGCUCAAAGAAUCAAGAUGAAUAGAAACUGUGGUAUUUCUACUGAUUCGCUUUUGUUAUGUCAAAAAGCCUCGGCGUGGGAAAUGAGAUUGACCCAAAGAUAGUUUACAUUUGAUCAAUAUUAUGAAAAUAUUCCAUUACUGAAGAAGUCUCUUUUGUAGUAUUUGAAAAAAGAAAUUGUAUCAACUUGGAAGGAGUGAUUAUGCUACAAUAUAGUUUGGUAUCAUUCAGCGUUUAGUUUGUGAUGUGAUUUUUGUCGAACCAUAAAGGAAGCUUUUAGCGAUGAUUGAGCUAUUGUCUUCAAUAUCAAUUGAAUAUUGGACAUAAAUGAUUUCUAAUAUAAACAUCUACUACCCACACAAAAACUCCAAGCCUGCAUCCAGUAGUCCUGGAAUGGUUGGCCUACGUAGAUCUGUUUUUUUUUUUAAUUUUGGUUGUAUCUAAUUGUGAUUUUAUAGGCUUGUCAUUGUGCCAGAGAAAGUAUGGAAUUGUAUAUAGAGCGAGAUAGAUAUUUAUGUAUGAGUGUAAAUAGAGGUUUUGUUAUAGA